AUGGGGCAUAAUAACGUAGGUAACUCCUUGCAAAGAAGAGCAAGAUGCUGGAGUAUUUACCGAAGGAGAUAUAACAACUGGUCUGAACAAGUCAGUUCUGGCAUUCGUCCUUCAUCCCACCAGCAGCAAGAUGGAGAUCCAGCAACAAAUGGCACUCACAUGAGCACCCGAGUAAGAUACACUCCCUAUGCCAUUCCACCAUGUCAUUGGAGAGGCAAUUUUCAGAAACAAGACCAAGUCCAAGCUAACAUGGAGGGAGAGCAAAAGCCUCCAGAGAGAAAAAUGGAGGGGGAGAGGCAGGAUGAGACCUCGGGGAGCUGGUUCAAGAUCAUAAUUCCAUUUGGCAUCAAAUAUGAAGAGACGUGGCUGCUGAAUCUGAUUCAGGGACAAUGCAGUGUCCCCUUCACCCCAGUUGAAUUUCACUAUGAGAAAAUGCAGGCCCAGUUCUUUGUUGAGCAUGCCAGCAUUGCCUUUGCAUUGAAGAGUGUCAACGGGAAGAUCUGGGAUGAGAAUAAUGAAAGGGUCUCUGUCUUUGUCUACCCCUCUGAUGCACCCCACUCUGUGCAGAAGGAGCUGAUGUCAGAAAAGGUGGAGCAGACAAAGGUGAAGUCCGCAGGGGAGUUGGACAAGAGCAAAAGCCUGCAGCCAGAAGAGAUGAGUGCCAACAGAAGCUCCCUGUGCACCGCCUUUCCUGAUAAAUCAACCAACAUAAGCUCCAUCCUGGAAUUGUUUCCCAAGUUAUUAUGCCUGGAUAGCCAGGAGUCGCCUUCACCAACCAGCAUUGGUAUUGCAGCUCACAAGAAGUUACCAACCUGCAAGGGAAGCUUCUUUGGAUCUGAUGCACUGAAGAGUCUAAUCCUGCAAUUCCUACUGCAGUACUACUUGAUCGACGACUCUGGAGACCGUCAGGGUCUCCUCAGUGCCUACCACGAUGAGGCCUGCUUCUCCCUGACCACUCCCUUCAACCCCAAGGACCCAGCCCUAAGCAGCUUGUGUGAAUACUUCAAGGAGAGCAGGAAUUUGAAGAAACUUAAGGACCCCUCCCUGCGUGUUCAGCUGCUGAAGCAUACAAAGUGUGACAUCGUGCGCUCCCUCUGUGUGCUGCCCAAAACUCAGCAUGACCUCAGCUUCUUCGUGGUGGACAUGUGGUUCCAGACGGAGAUGAUGAUCUGCUUCUCCGUCAAUGGGGUAUUCAAGGAAGUGGAAGGAAUGUCUCAGGAUUCUGUUCGCACCUUCACCCGGACCUUCAUCGCUACCCCUGUCAGCAAUUACAGCCUGUGCAUCAUGAAUGAUGACCUGUUUGUGAGGGACGCCAGCCCCAAGGAAACUCAGAGCACAUUCUCUAUCCCAGUGCCCGCACGCUCCUGCAGUUCCUGGCCCACCCUCUGCCAGAAGCAGCAGGAAGUGGUACAGACUUUCUCCACUCAGUCUGGGAUGAAUCUCCAGUGGCUUCAGAAGUGA
Nyctereutes procyonoides (raccoon dog) is the source of this 1461-nucleotide messenger RNA. RefSeq names its product nuclear RNA export factor 3-like. The record is from RefSeq and is a predicted model, not a curated record. Gene Ontology annotation, biological process: poly(A)+ mRNA export from nucleus. Lineage: Eukaryota; Metazoa; Chordata; Mammalia; Carnivora; Canidae. The coding region runs from base 1 to 1461 and encodes 486 amino acids. Gene Ontology annotation, cellular component: nucleus; cytoplasm. Gene Ontology annotation, molecular function: RNA binding. The transcript has 16 exons.